UAGUUCUUUUUCUUCUUCCUCUUCUUUUUCUUUGUGCGUCUUCCUGUUUUUCCUCCUCCUCUUUUUCUUUUUCCUGGUCCUCUUUUUUCCCUCCUCCUCUCUCUCCUUUGCUGCUCCUUUCUCUUUCUCCUCCUCUUUUUCCUCUUCGUCCACCUUCUUCAUGCUCUUCUAUUCUUUUCUCUCCUUCUUAUUCCCUACUCCUCUUUUUCCUCCUCCCUCUUCCUUCCUUCUUCCUCCUCAUCCUUCAUCCUCUUUCCUCCUCACAAUCUCCCUCUUCUUCCUCUUCCUCCUCCUACCUUCUUAUCCUUCCUCUUGUUCCUCGUCUUCCACCUUCUCUUUCCUCCUCGUCCGUCUUCCUCUUCAUCCUCCUUUUUUCUUUUCCCUGCUUUUCUGCCUUCUUCUUUCUCAUCCUUAUUUUUCCUCCCUCUCCUCUUCCUCCUUGUCCUUCUUGUUCAGCCUCCUUUCUCUUUUGCCUGCUAUCUCUUCCUUCUUCUUCCUCUUCUUUUCCUCCUUCUUCCCGUUCCUGUUCCUGUCCAGGUGCGGUUCAGUGUUGCGGAGAUGAAGAUCAGCGGCGGCGGCGGCGGUUGUCGCGACGUGUCGUCGUUGCUGAGCGUUUGGGAAUGUCACGUCAAGAAACAUCGGCAACGUCAGAAGAAAGAACAGGAAAGGAAGGACAGGAGCGCCCUCACCAGGAUCGAACAACAGUGGCAAUAUCGCCUCUACUGCAGGACGCGCGACACGCGACAACGCAACGUGUUCGACAACAGCCUGAACACAUCGACGCACAACACACACUCAGUUGAGCGUCUUGCUGGAGAAGGUCCAGAAGGGAAAGUUUUGGAUGGUCCCGACGCCUUGUUGUUCCGUCUGUCCGGUGAGCGGUGGCAGGAUUUCCCAGGUGAUCUUCAGUGGAAGACGUUUCUGCUUGAGUGGCACGUGAGCGGCACCAAAAUCCAGAAGCUUCCGGACUACUUGGCGUCCUUCAGUCUCGUGAGGGUGCUGCACCUCGCCAAGAACAAACUGGAGGAGCUGCCCCCUGACAUCGGAAAGCUGCUGGAGUUGCGCGAGCUGAACGUUAGCUACAACCGUCUGUCGGCCGUUCCCGCCCAACUCGGGAUGUGCCACAACCUGGAACGGCUGGAACUUGCCGGAAAUCGCAACCUGUCCGAGCUGCCUUUUGAGCUGAGCUCUCUGAAGCGUCUGGCUCAUUUGGACAUCGCCGAGAACGGCUUCGCGUCAAUCCCCGUGUGCGCUUUGCGGAUGAGCGCCCUGCGGUUUCUCGACCUCAGCGACAACCGACUCAGCGACCUGCCACAGGACAUGGACAGGCUGCAUUCGCUGGUGACGCUGUUCCUGCACAACAAUCGGCUUUCGUACCUUCCUCAAUGCCUCACCAACAUCGCCACGCUCAAGAUGGUCGUCGUCAGCGGCGACCAUCUCGUUUGCGUACCCACGCAACUUUGCAGCAGCCCCAACAUCAAGUUCAUCCGCCUGUACGCCAGCCCGGCCAGCGACGACAAGAUGACAAAGACGACGAAGGCCGACGUGAGGGGGAAGCGAAGAGGAAGACGGGCAGGACGACAGGAAGAGGCCGACGAAGAGGAGACGAAGGACAGCAGGGAGAAAGAAUUCAUGGCCGCUUACGUCAGCACACUCAAGGACAGAGAGGAAGUGCCCUACUCCACCACCAAAGUCAACAUUUCCUGUCUGCUCUGACCCCGCCCCCUGAGAGGCGCCAACGCUAACCCCGAAUCUGAUUGGAUCACGAAGACAUCCAAAACAUUCUCACUCACAAUGCAAUUUGUUUUUAAUUCAUAUUCAUAAUCAUAAUAAUAAUCUCUACUUCAGGUA
Phyllopteryx taeniolatus (common seadragon) is the source of this 1851-nucleotide messenger RNA. RefSeq names its product leucine rich repeat containing 2 (gene smim22). Gene Ontology annotation, molecular function: protein binding. Bases 559 to 1716 code for a protein of 385 amino acids. The transcript has 9 exons. Lineage: Eukaryota; Metazoa; Chordata; Actinopteri; Syngnathiformes; Syngnathidae. The record is from RefSeq and is a predicted model, not a curated record.